Molecule: messenger RNA, 3194 nt
Organism: Eufriesea mexicana
Lineage: Eukaryota; Metazoa; Arthropoda; Insecta; Hymenoptera; Apidae
Product: beta-amyloid-like protein
Exons: 15
Coding region: 217-2328 (703 amino acids)
Biological process (GO): central nervous system development; axonogenesis
Cellular component (GO): neuronal cell body; neuron projection; membrane
Molecular function (GO): heparin binding; transition metal ion binding
Source: RefSeq, a predicted model, not a curated record
CACCCAGCAGCAGUGUCACAGUAGUACGCUGUGCUCUCGUAUACGGCGGGUGAGUGGUGCCUUGCAUACAGCAAAUUGUUCUGCAACGUUUCUGGCGUUUGUUAGUCAGUGCAUCGUCGUUUCUUCGUAGAAGAUCGAGGCGAGCAGGAAUCGUUACGAGAGGAAUCCAAACGAACAUCGUGCAGGAGUUUUACAAAGGUCAGCCAAGGAAGAAAGAUGAAGGGGAUGCUGGUGCCCGCACUGCUGGGCGUCUUGAUGGUCUGCCGGGUCCAGGCGGUGUCGGAGAGGCUCGAGUUGGCACCAGCUGGAGGAAGAUCAGAGCCGCAAGUUGCCACAUUGUGCGAGACCGGCGCAGUGUACUUGGCGCAGCAUAUGGGGGAACAAGGCCGCUGGGUCUCAUCGGCCGACAGGAAGAGCUGCAUGACGGACAAGAUGGAUAUUCUCGAAUACUGUAAGAAGGCUUACCCGAAAAGAGACAUCACCAACAUCGUAGAGUCAUCGCACUACGUGAGGGUUAGCGGAUGGUGCAAGCCAGGAAGAACUAAAUGCAAAUUGUCGCGUUGGGUCAAGCCGUACAGAUGUCUCGAGGGUCCAUUCCAAAGCGACGCGCUGCUCGUUCCGGAAGGUUGCCUGUUCGACCACCUCCACAAUCAGACGAAAUGCUGGGAAUCACUCAGAUGGAACGCGACCGCCGCAGACACCUGCAGGGAGAGGAACAUGAACCUGAGGAGCUUCGCAAUGCUGUUACCCUGCGGAAUCUCUGUGUUCUCAGGCGUCGAAUUCGUGUGCUGCCCGAAACACCUGAAAGAAAAUAUGAAAGCCAAGAAACCAAUCGAUUUGCCGAUUCCAAAAGGUCUGGACGAGGAUCUUGACGACGACGAAGAUGACGAAGAUGACGAUGACGUCGACGCAGAUGAUGAAGAUGACUCUGAUGCUGAUGGGGAUGUGCUCAGCGACCAACCUGACGAUGACGAGAGCGACGAAGAUUAUCUCGAUGAUUACGACACUACGACAAGUUUGUCUAGUCGAUUGUCAACGACGGUUUCAACUACGGAGAAACCGAAACAAGAUGUGACCGCGAUGCCGUUGCCAGUCAGCAGUAGUACACAGCAAUCCCCGCAGUCGCAGAACACACCGGAUCCGUAUCUGACUCACUUCGAUCCUCGUUCAGAGCACCAGAGCUACAAGCAAGCACAAAUGAGGCUCGAAGAAGUGCACAAGGAGAAAGUAACAAAAGUGAUGAAGGACUGGAGUGAUCUCGAGGAGAAAUAUCAGGACAUUCGUGCCCACGACCCAGUCGCUGCCGAUGCUUUCAAACGAUGGAUGACCGCGCGAUUCCAGGAAACUGUCGCUGCUCUGGAAGAGAGCGGUGCUGCGGAAAAACAUCAAUUGAGCGCUAUGCAUCAACAAAGAGUACAAGAAGCUGUUAAGCAAAAGAACGAAGAAGCGAUGUCGUGUUAUACAGCUGCUCUGAACGAGACACCACCAAAUAUGCAUCGCAUUCAGAAAUGUCUCCAGAAAUUACUUCGAGCUCUUCAUAAAGAUAGGCAUCAUACCAUUGCUCAUUAUAAACAUUUACUGGAUAGCAGCUUGGAACAAGCUCAACGUGAAAAGCCAGCAACAUUGGAACACUUGGCGGAAAUCGAUAGAAUCACCAAUCAGAGUCUGUUAAUGUUAGAACGGUACCCUGAUUUAAGCGCAAAAAUUGGCCGCCUUAUGGAUGAUUACGUUUUGGCCCUCAGGAGCAAGGAUGAGACUCCUGGACUGUUGCUAGCGAUGACGCGAGAAGCGGAAGCAGCCAUUUUAGAUAAAUAUCAAGCUGACGUUACCAGCAAGCAACAAGAGAAGGAACAUCAAAAACAAUUGGAACGAGUACGCAAGGAGCAACGCAAGGCUGAACGUGGCGAAUUACGAACGGAACAGGCACAACAGGAAGAAAACGACUCGAUAAAUGACAACAAAGAUGUUCAACAACAACCAGAACAACAGUCUGCGGUAGCAGCUAUGCAUAGUGAAGGUCUUAUUAGGGCAGCUCACAGCAUGACACAUGACAUUUCCCACUCUGAACCAGGUUACACUGUGAGAAGGGAAAUUUAUCACAGGGAAAGUCGAUCCGUCUACUUCACACUUGCGUUUGCUGGAAUUGCACUUAUGGCUGCAGCAGUGGUAGGUGUAGCAGUAUUCAAAAGACGCAGUGCAAGAAGCCCUCACAGUCAGGGAUUCAUUGAAGUUGAUCAGGCGGCUACACCAGAAGAGCGGCAUGUUGCAAACAUGCAGAUCAAUGGAUAUGAAAAUCCUACAUAUAAAUACUUUGAGAUCAAAGAAUAAUCUAAUCACCUCGGUCUACAGGAGAUUUUAUUUGAAACUGGUCUUUAAUUGUCCGUUCUCGCGUAUGUUCUUCAAGAAUUUCAUAGUAUUUUGUUAGUGUAAGAUAUCUUUCAGGUUCGAGGUUCUUCCGAAGAUUCCGAAAGUAUACAAAUCUAUAUCUUAGUGAUAUAUGGAAUAAAAUCUGUCCAUAGAGAAAUAGGUAUUGCGAUACAAUAUCAUUGUGACACGUCUCUUUAUUAUAGCUCAUGACGUUAUACGACCACAUUUAACAAUCUAUGAUAUGUAUAAAGCAAUGUUCAUAUAACAUCUAGUAGAUAGAAGUGUUACGGGUUGAUCCAUAUACUCGUACCGUCAAGAUUAUCUACGAGACAAUUCGAAAGGGAAACAACAUGCCAAUGUGCCAUAUGGGAAGCGCGUAAUGUUGUCUUCGGAAGUAUCUCAUACACGUUGUUUUCGUUUCGUUGUCAUACAUGUUACUAAAAAAAAAAAAUAAACAAACAAAGAAACACAGGAAGGAGCGCUCAUAAUGAAGAAAAAGAAUCAUUACUCACAUUAAUGUUAUACGCGAUACCCUUCGAUUAGAAGGCUGUGGACUAUGAUCAGUUACAAACUCAUUGUUUUCAGCAAUAGGAAAUGCGUAUGCGAUGGAAGAAAUGUAUCUCGUCGAUGACGCAUUCACAGUAUGCGUGCUGUUGCGCUCUUUGCUGUAUAUUUCUCAGUUCUGAUAUUUUUGGAGAUAGUAAAUGGCAAUAAAGGUAAACGCAGCUUAAAUAAUAUGUGAAAAUAAGAAAAAUGGUAGCAGCGGUAGCAGCUUGCACAGUGGCAGCAUAAAAGUAUAAUCCGACUUAAACGAAAAAAAAAAAAAA